CCGAUCAUCACUCGUUCGCACAAACGAACGCACGCACGCACGCACGUACAAUCGAGCGCAAUUAUUUUUAUUGUUGUUACUGUUGUUGUCGACGCGUGGUGGGACUGUCGCCGGAAUCGUCCGUGAAAGCUUCGAGAGAAAACGCAGAGAGGAGGAUCCGCCGAUAUGCGACUGAUAGCAUCGGUAGGCGCGAUCGUUCUGUUAGUUGGAUCUUGCGCGGCCAACCAGGACUUCCUCGUGAAGUCCUUGAACGAGUGCGUCGCCGCGGAAUCGUGGCUCUCCUGCCUGAAGCAUCAUGUUUUGGAUUACCUCGACGGCAAGCUGGGUAGCAGCACAGAGGCGAGGUCGCUCGAGACCAUCGACGAGGCAAUUGUCGUCCGGACCACCAAGUACCUAAAGAGCUUCGACUACGGCCUGGGUCUGCCCUUCGUCGACGCCAGUCUCAAGUACAGGCCCAGCAGGAGCUUGACCGACCUGGACAUUGAGUUCAAGGAUAACGAAGUGGCCACCAGUCAAGCCCGCGGGCUCUUGAAAAAGAAGCUCUUGUUACCGUUCUUGCUGCUGCUGAAGCUGAAGAUGAAGGCGCUCAUGCCGAUCUUCGUGGCCAUUAUCGGACUGAAGGCGCUCAAGGCCCUCAUCCUGUCGAAGCUCGCCAUUCUCGUGGUCAUCGGGUUCGUCGCGUUGCAGUUCUUCAAGAAGGGCGGCAUGAUGAUGCCGAUGGCCGCAGGCAUGUCCAUGGAACCGGCGACUGCGUACGGAGUACCUUCUCUCUCGACGACGUCGAGCUACGACCCAGCCAACACGUGGGACGGUAACGGUCCAUAUUCGCGCGUCUGGACGCCCACCAACGGCGUGGAGGCCCAGAAUCUUGCGUACAGCUACUACGCGCCCGGCAGCAGCUCGAGCUCGUACAGCUCGGCGGGCUCCUCUUCGUCGUUGUCUUCGUCCUCGGGCGGCUCCACAAGCUACUCGCCCUAACGACGCGCGUCGACCGCCGGCCGAGACGCCGCCUCUCGAAUCGGAUCGCUUCCCCGACCACUGAACCGUCGGCAAACGAGACACGACCAAAGAAACUCACGCCAAAUAACCACGAAGCAGCCUCUCGCGAAGUUAACUCUAACGAGCCACCGUCAGUCUCGCUCGCACGAGAGAGCUCUCCUCCUCUUCUCUCUCUCUCUCUCUCUUUCUCUCCUUCCCUGCCUCCUUCACCCUCCCGUCGCGAUCCCAAGACUUCGCGACGGCUACGAGUCAUGCCACGAGACUCGCUUCUGGCUCGCAUCGAGCGCGGAUUUGUUUACUUGUCGAGGAUUUAAUUGAGCCGAUUAAAUUCCCGAUCAAGUUUGAGAAUCCGAGGUCGAGAGAUUUGCCCGAACCCUUGACAGCCGCGGAUUGACGCGGACCGAAAUUCGCCCGCGGGACCAACAAUCGACAGCCCUUCGCCGCCAUACUUGUCUUCGGCUGUGGACCACCACGUGGAGGACCACUGCGGGGUAAUUAAUUAGCAGCGCCCACAUCGGAGUCCACGGAAGGGACACUGAUCGCGGUGUUCGCGAUGAUCGUCUGACACGCGCUGCGAGAACGUCGCUGCUCCGACGUGAUCGUCGACUUAUUUAUUUCUCGCGCGGCACGAUUAUUUAUUAUCACCCCCUCUCUUGUGAUUGUUAAUAAAAGCAUUUCUCGUGAAGUAAACUGCCUUUUUUAUC
This is a messenger RNA of Harpegnathos saltator (Jerdon's jumping ant), 1703 nucleotides long. It is a transcript of the gene Osi20, whose product is annotated as DUF1676 domain-containing protein Osi20. Gene Ontology annotation, cellular component: membrane. The transcript is spliced from 2 exons. The record is from RefSeq and is a predicted model, not a curated record. NCBI's taxonomy places the organism in Eukaryota, Metazoa, Arthropoda, Insecta, Hymenoptera, Formicidae. Bases 166 to 978 code for a protein of 270 amino acids.